This is a messenger RNA of Cloeon dipterum, 1402 nucleotides long. RefSeq names its product replication termination factor 2. The record is from RefSeq and is a predicted model, not a curated record. Lineage: Eukaryota; Metazoa; Arthropoda; Insecta; Ephemeroptera; Baetidae. Gene Ontology annotation, cellular component: nucleus. The coding region runs from base 162 to 1079 and encodes 305 amino acids. Gene Ontology annotation, biological process: mitotic DNA replication termination; site-specific DNA replication termination at RTS1 barrier. The transcript has 2 exons.
AUUCAAGGAGCAUAGAGUAUGAGUAUACACAUCGGCCCAACUAGAAAAAGAAAAGUACAAACAAGUUCUAGGCACUAGGCAGAAACAAAAACAAAGUCCAGAGAAAGGAAAGUUGUGCCCCAUUGAGACGUAUAAUAUUUCACAGGACCAAACCACUAAAGAUGGGUUGUGACGGUGGCACCAUUCCUCGCCGAGAUGAGCUUGUUCGUCUGAAGAAAAAAAAGGAGCAGAAAGACAAGGAAUCAGAACUGUCAUUUCGCUGGAGGCACUGUGCAAUUACGCAGCAACCCCUACAACAACCAAUUGUAGCGUGCGGACAAGGUCGACUGUACAGCAAGGAAUCAGUGCUGGAAGGGCUGCUGGACCGAAGCAAAAUGCCCGCGGUGGCGCAGCACAUUACCUCGCUGAGGGACGUUAAAGAACUCAAUCUUACGCCUAAUCCUGCAUUCGCCAUCAAAGCUAAUGGCGAGAAGGGUGAGAGUGGACACUUCCGCGACCCUAGGGAGAGUCCGUACGUUUGUCCGGUGAUCGGGAUUGAGUUCAGCGGAAAAUUCAAAUUUGUUUUCUCGUGGAACUGCGGCUGUGUCGUUUCAGAGAAAGCAAUUAAGGAGGUGCCUACAUCUGUGUGUCAUAAAUGCCAGAAGCCCCUUCUGAACGAGGAUCUCGUGUACCUAAACGCCGAGGGCGAGAUCCUGGAGCGGAUGGUCAAGCAGAUGGAGGACCGCAAGGCCAAGCUGAAGGCCAGCAAGAAAAGUAAGAAGGGCAAAGCCCCGGAGGCCACUGUUACGAGUAGUGAAGAGGCUGUCCAGCCUUCGACCUCGACUUCGAUGGAGCCAGAGGAGGAUGAAAAACUGAAGAAGGGCAGCAAGCAACAGAAAAGAGUUCGUUCGCCUGACAGGACGAAGGCUAAGGACCUUGAGAAGCUGACAGAUCCGGCCUACAAGAAGGCCAAGUCUGAGUACAGUGUGGCCAACGACAACAAGGCUUCGGCCGUGUACAAAUCUCUGUUCACAAGCCACAAUGACGCUAAAAAUCAGACCAAAGCCCACUGGGUAACAUACAAUCCCUUCUAUAAUUAAUGUAAAUUUGUAUUGCAAAAUACUAAAAAAUUAUUCUUAUCUUUAUAUUUUCUCUUUAAACUGGAAAUUGGCUUCCAUUUUCCCAGACCGCCGUUUAGUUUUUCAAGAAAUUAGGCAUAAUUUAACUUGACCUAAUUUGACUAUUGUACAUUAAAGAGUUCAAUUGGAUCUAAAUUUCACAAGCAAAAAACUCAAUGAACCACAUGUUCAAGCUAUAAAUGUAAAAUGUUGAAGGUAAAAUCCAUGGGCACAUGUCGUGUUUGAAUGUGAUUUAUUCGUAAGAUGAUUUUAAGCAUUGCAAAAUAAAAUAUGUGGAAAUUCAA